GGGAGCCGGUGGAGAGCCGGUGCUGAGGGGAAAGAGACGCUCUUCGGUAGCGACUACUAGAUGCGUUAGAGACCACGUCAGAGGGACUCGCCGAAACACCUCCGGGGACAGCGGAGAUACAGGAAAGAAACUAAAUGCAUCCGGAAUAAAGACUGACACGGUACAGGAGGCUUCAGGGACCGUUGGCAAUCCGUUACAGAGACACAGGGUUGGUUCUGGUUCCGAGACCGUGGGGAUAUUGCGUGCACUCCGAUGCGCGUUGAAGACUUUGGAGAUCCGAACUGAAGACCUCAGACACGUCCACUGGUCUGGUUGCUGAAGACUCCGUUAGAGACUAGGACUUAACUCAAGAUCUAGCUUUGGACCCGGUGAUGCCAGGUGGGGUCAGAGGCGCCCCCGUCGUCGUGUCAUGCCAAGAGGCGGUGGUAUCGGGAGGUCCGGAUGACGGCACAAGUGCGUUCAACACUCCAGGGCUUUCCGCUCGCUCCGUCCACUUCACCUGACUUUCCUUCUUUCCUCCUCUAUAUUCACCUACGAUUUCCCCAUCUCCCUCGUUCGGCUUUCUCUCUCCUUUCUGUGUCCCGCCUCUCUCCCCUUGUCCCUCCCUCCCUAUGGGAAAACUAAAGGGAGCCCACAGAGAAGAGGCUUCUUAACGGGACUAUCCGCCGCGAUUUGCCAAACACAGCCGGUCUGCAGCGUUUCCGGAAAGCUUACAGCCAGUAGCCGUGGUAAUUGUGUCCAUUACCAGAGACGUCAUGUGGAGCCAGUCAGGAUACUGCAAUCACUUCCCUCACCCCGGACAUCCCUUCUACCAUGCGCCCUCCUGCAGCCAUAACCAGAGGACCACGGCGUUCCGGCACCCUGUGACGGGACGCGUGUCUCAGGAGAACGUGGAUUUUAUCCUCGGAGAACAGCCAGGCGGACGCAUGUGCGACCCCCGGGGUCAGGCCGACCUGCGGCCCUCCAGCACCAUCAGCGAGGCGUCCACGGCUGUCACCUCCUCCACGGUGGACACCACCUCGGGGUCAAAGGGUUCCAAGUCCAGCGGCAGGGUGCACAGCUUCGGGAAGCGAGAGCAGUCCAUCAAGAGGAACCCCAAUGUCCCCGUGGUGGUCAGAGGGUGGCUCUACAAACAGGACAGCUCUGGCAUGAGGCUUUGGAAGAGGAAGUGGUUUGUGUUGGCUGACUACUGCCUGUUUUACUACAAAGACAGUAGGGAGGAGUCAAUCUUGGGUAGUAUUCCCCUGCCCAGCUAUGUCAUCUCAGCUGUGGAACCAGAAGACCACAUCAGCCGCAAGUACGCUUUCAAGGCCAGCCACACAGGCAUGCGCUCGUACAUUUACAACAGGACCUCUGUGAUUGGCUCGCAGGCGGAGCAUGGCGGCAUGCGGACCUACUUCUUCAGCGCCGACACGCAGGAGGACAUGAAUGGAUGGGUGAAGGCCAUGAACCAGGCAGCACAGAUGCAGAACAACACUGCCGGCCUCAAGAGACCGUCGGAAACCUCUGAGAAAUCCGAUCGGACUGACGCGUCGGAACGCUGUGCAGUUCCUCAAACCAACCACGUCAACAGCUACGUGAAGACUGCCCCGGAACUCCCAGCAGACCUCCACCUCCACAGCGACGCGGUGGUCCUAAAGCAGGCGUCCGUCAGCCGAGAAGCCGAAGAACACUAUAGUUUCCGGAACGCCACUCCCAAUCUCGUCACUUCCGAGAUUCCCUCUGUCAGCUGUGGCAGUGCAGAAAUUGAAACGGAAGCCGUCCCGUCUGGCAGCCACCCCUCCUUCCCCGCCCUUCUGCCAGACUCCGCCUCCGCGCCUACAUCCGCAGCCCCCUCCAGGGCGCCAUCACGGGCCCCAUCGCGCGCCGCCUCCACCCUGCCUGCCGGGGCCUGUCUGAGGAACGGGACUCCCACCCUGGAGCCAAACGGGUUGGGGACAGGGACGUACCAGUUGGCCCCCCAGGAAGGGGACCCGCACAGGCAGGUGCAGAGGAGGAGUGCCCUGGAGCAGGUGGAACACUGGGUCAAGGUGCAGAAAGCAGAGCACAAAGGAGCCCCCUCGAGAGGGAGCACCCUCCCCCGCCACACCCCUGUGACCCAGUCCAACCUCCUCGGCCUGGAGGCCUAUCAGACGCUGGCGAAGACCUUGUACCACAGCCCCCCCACCACCGCGCGCCACGGGGAGUAUAAGUACGCCCAGGACCGCCUGAGCCACUUUCGACUGGGACCCCCUGACUCUCAGGGCACCGGUAUCAGGGACGGGGCUGGCGUCGGCGGGCCCGGCCCCGUGUGGCAGCUGUACGAGUGGCAGCAGCGGCAUCAGUUCCGGCACGGCAGCCCCACCGCCCCGCUCUACACCCCCGCCCCAGACUACCCCUUCGGUCCCCGGCAGCCCCCCGCCGUCCCCCCCUCUGCGCCACGGCCCGGUUCCGAAGCGCCGCGCUGUGUGUCGGUGCCCCCCGACCCCUCUGACAUCCCCCCUCCGGGGUCCAGGGCCCUUUCCCCAUCCCGGAGGCCCCACACCCCUGCCAACCGAGUGGCGGUGAAGCCCCUGGAUCAGAGGCCCCUGCUGGACAUGGUGGCUGGGACCCCACGGAGAGCCAAGUCACAGCUGCUCAAGGCUGCUACCAUUGAAAGACGGUCAAUGCCUGCCGCCGGCUACAUCACACACACCGUCAGCGCGCCCAGCCUUCAUGGGAAAACGCCAGAGGAGCUGACCCUGCUGCUCAUUCAGCUCCGGAGGCACCAGGCCAACAUGGCGGCCGCUCGCCACCACACGCUGAGGCAGCUGCAGCACUUCAACUACAGCCCCUCUGGCCCCCACCUCCUCGGCUUCGACAACGACCCCCUCUUCUCCUCCGGCCCUUCUUCUCUGAGGCCCUUACUAGGCCCCCCAGGCCCCGUAGGUUCUGGAGACAGCAGCCAGGUUGACGACACGUACAUGCAGCUGAAGAAAGACCUGGAGUAUCUAGACUUAAAGAUCAAACGUUUAGAGCCGUUGAUCCUCAUGGCUCACCAUGUGCUACUGCAGUGCUCUGCCAGGCCCCUCGGGCCCCUGUGGAACGUGGAUGGAAGCCAGGCGUUGAAGGAAGCACCGAAGCCCGUCAAAGUAGCCGAGAGCGACGUCGACGUGAAACUCAGUCGGCUAUGUGAGCAGGACAAGACGCUGAAGGAACUGGAGGUCCGGAUCAGCUCGUUGAAGGACGAUAAGGACAAGCUGGAGUCGGUGCUGGCCGUGUCCCACCAACAGAUGGAGCUGUACCGGGACCAGCCGGCCCACCUGGAGAAGAUAGGCUACCAGCAGAGGCUCCUGCAGGAGGACGUGGUGCACAUCAGGGCUGAGAUCUCCAGUGUGUGCACGGAGAUGACCCGGGCCUGGGAGGAGUACGGCAGACUGGAGAGCUCCGUGGACCAGCUGAGAACAGUCCUGCAGUCCCACAUGAACCACAGCGCCACCCCACAGCAGGAGAAGACUGAGAUAAAGCAUGAGUUGUGGAGGAUUGAGGAUGUGAUGGCUGGACUGAGCUCCAGCAAAGCCAACUACAAGAUCACCAUCGACUCAUUGCAGAACCCAGAGAGGAAACUAGUGCCUUCAGUGUCGGACCCCUCGAUGCCUUCCCAGAGUGCCACGCUGCCCUUAGGGGAGGUCAGGCCCCCUCCACGCAGCUCCCACACGCUGCCUCACAGCACCGUGCCAAAGUGGGCAGAAGACGAUGCCCCUCCCAGACCGCCCCUGCCCCUCCUUUACGACUAUGAGGACCCGCCCCCCACCAUCCCACCCCUCCCUAAAGAGGCAUCGGCAGUCGUAAGACACAUGUCGGUCCGGGGUCUGAAACGCCAGUCAGAUGAGAGGAAGAGAGACCGAGAGAGUGUAGGGUCUAUCAACGGUGACUGUAAGGUGGAGCUGCGGUCCUAUCUAAGUGAACCAGAGCUGCCAGGGAUGGGCUGGAGUAGCACCGGGACUCAGCUGGAUUACCAGAAAAAAGGCCAGUCGGGUUCAUCGUUGAGGCUCAACCAGUCCAGUAACAUCUCCUCCUACGUGACCCUGAGGAGAGGGGCGGGCUCAUCAGGCAGGGAGAGACCUAAGAGUGCUUUGGAGCAACUGUACUCGGAGCAGCAGCCCCAGCCCCUGGCCCAGGCCCCGCGGGGACGCAUGACCGCCGAGGAGCAGCUGGAACGCAUGAAGAGGCACCAGAGGGCUCUGGUGCGCGAGCGCAAGAGGAACCUCAGCCAGGGGGAACGCCAUUCCACCACACCCCCUGGCCUGCGUUCCUCCUCCUGCAAGCCGCUGUCCUCCACUGACCCGGUCUCAAGGAGGCGAGAACAGCAGCACUUUGAUUUGCAGCAGAAAGCUCAGGAGGAGCGACAGAGUGCCGAGGGCCAGAGUAAUGAGGGCCAAAGCGAGAUGAAGGACAGGAAAAGGAUCCAUUCAGAUGAGUGGCUUACAGUGAUGGCCACUCCUAUGAUGAUUAUGCACACAAAGGAGACGGACCUGGAGCCCCUUGACUACAACCUGGACCUUAGUCGUGAGCUGUCAAAGCCCCAGAAGGUACCUAUCCCAGAGCGCUAUGUGGAGUCUGACCCAGAGGAACCUCUGAGCCAAGAGGAGAUAGAGGAGCGUCAACGCAGAGCAGAACGCAUCAAAAACCUCCUGGCAAAAUCCAACAGUGCUCAGAACAUACAGCCGUCGUCUGGUACGUCUGAGCCACUGGACUUCACUGAUCUGGACAUAGCCAUGCAGCAGCAGAAGAGGAUCAUGACUGUGUCCCACGCCCUGGCCUCUGAAGCCUCCAUCAUGAGCAAGCAGUUCACAGCCAAAGCUCAGCUUAGCGCUGACUGAACAUCAACUCCGACAACAAGACACCAGGAUAAUAAGUGUCGACGGACAGAACUGAACUAACCCUAUUCAGCGGUCAAUGCCGGAGUGAUUUGUUUGACAAUGUUCUAUUGAGGCUAAAACAAGAUGCAUAUUUUUUUUAAUAACCAAAAUAUCUGAAAUCUAAAAAGAGCAUUUAUAAUAACUUGGUGUGUACCUAAUGUUAAGAUUGAAUUUUAAUUGUUUUUCUACAAGCUUUUGCACUUUUUAUGUAACGUGUGUAAUUAACACUACUAGUUUUUGCAAUAUAGAACCAAUUAGCAGUGUUUUUGCAGUGUGGUCUACUGUAUAAUAUACCAGAAAUUAAGUUCAUAGCAAAUAUUUUAUAAUAUGAACGUUGCAGGGUGAAAUGUCAAUUAAUUCUAUAUCAACUUAGUUUGAGUAAUAAAAAUAUUUCUGCAAAUUGUAGUUUUUGUAGCUCAGCACUGCCAUCUAAUGCUUUUGCCCAUCAACUAUUUGAAAAACAAAAUCUGUGCUCUUUCACUAUUUUUGUGUGUGAAAUUCCUCAUACUCUACAUAUGGAUUCAAUUUCAUUAACUGGAACAGUAAAUGUGAUAAUUGAAUUAAUCAGAA
This is a messenger RNA of Esox lucius (northern pike), 5450 nucleotides long. Its product is annotated as pleckstrin homology domain-containing family A member 7. Gene Ontology annotation, molecular function: protein binding. The transcript is spliced from 27 exons. NCBI's taxonomy places the organism in Eukaryota, Metazoa, Chordata, Actinopteri, Esociformes, Esocidae. Bases 756 to 4841 code for a protein of 1361 amino acids. The record is from RefSeq and is a predicted model, not a curated record.